This is a messenger RNA of Zygotorulaspora mrakii, 1938 nucleotides long. RefSeq names its product transcription factor TFIIIC subunit TFC6 (gene TFC6). Gene Ontology annotation, biological process: transcription by RNA polymerase III. The transcript has a single exon. Lineage: Eukaryota; Fungi; Ascomycota; Saccharomycetes; Saccharomycetales; Saccharomycetaceae. The record is from RefSeq and is a predicted model, not a curated record. Gene Ontology annotation, molecular function: protein binding. The coding region runs from base 1 to 1938 and encodes 645 amino acids. Gene Ontology annotation, cellular component: transcription factor TFIIIC complex.
AUGGUGGUUAAGCGAGGAAGGGGAAGGCCUAGAAAAGUUGAUGUAAGUGGUACCGAUGUUCAUGCUAAUAUUGAUCCUGAGGAAUCAAAUUUAAGCAUAAUUGCUACAGCUGUCAACGAAAUGGCGCGGAAACGGCCGACGAGGAGAGCGGCUAGCAACGGUAUAUCACAUAAAUCUGAUGAUGAUGAUGACUAUAUCUCAAUUGAUGUUGCAGAAGAAGGGGACAAUGAUUUUGUUCCCAACGAAUUGAUUGCGAUAGAUGAGGAGGAUGAAAAGAAUGAAGUGAUGGACGACAGCGGACCAAAGAGAAAGACAAGGGGCAAGCAAAGUUGCAGAAAUAAGAGCACUAUAGCCAGCUCGAAUUCCAGUACAAGUUCAAGGUUAGAAAAAAAACGACGCAAAAUACGAUAUUUGAAGGAUUUGUCUGCUGCAAGGGACAAGAUAGAGCGAAUAUAUGGCAUAAAUAAACAAAAACUUUUGAGCCUGGCUAAAGUUAAGGAGGCCUUUGAAACAUGCGUCUUCUAUUUUCCCCCGGAAUUGCUGAGGAAAGAUUCGUUGUAUUAUGUCGAAUGUACUCCACCGUGUGCCAAAAAAAAUGUGUACGAUUUAGUAGUGGUGCCCAAUAGUUCCAAAGUUCGUGAGAUCGAGGAAGCUGAAUUGAACGAAAUAUUUGAGAGAAGAAAUAAGGAAGUCACGAUAAUUAUUGGGGAGGUUGAAGUCACUUUAGGUAGCGGGCAUAAGACAGAAUUUCCCGUAUUUCCCAACGGAGACAGGAGAGGGUUUGUGUACAAUACGUCAUGUUUAAUAACGGAUAUGGAGUGGUUUAAUAAAGAGGAAGAAGAUGAUGAAUAUUUAGCUGUCAGCUUGUCGCAAUAUUUUGACAGACCUUUGAAUGAAAAGUUGCAAAUGUUUGAGACGGAAACACAUGUUUCUUGUAUUGAUAUAUUUAAGUUGAAUACAUUGACAUUAGAGUUCAGUAGGAUUCAAACGAUUGCACACACGUUUGGUGACACAUGGAAUUUGAAAUGGCAUGAAGGCUGCCAAGAUAUAAAUUCUCUCGGAACUCUCGCCUUCACAUGUCAAGACGGAUCUGUCAAGCUACUAGAAGUCAAUAUCACAGAAGAGUAUACUAUAAGAUUUGUUGAAAAGCCGACAAUAUCCAUUUCACUUCCAAAAGUGUCGAUUACAUGUUAUGAUUUUCUUUCACCAACCACAAUUGUUUGUGGGUUCAAAAAUGGAUUUGUGGGGGCAUUUGAUCUCACAGAUUCCCCUAUUCCCUCAUUCUAUCGUAAAAUUCAUGAUUCGUAUGUUAUCUCAAUAUGCGUUGCUUAUUCGGAGUUCGAAAAUUCUUUGGUGGGCACAGUUUCAGUUGAUGGUUUUUUCUAUGCAUUUGAUCCUAAAGACAUCUUUACCUCAAAAACCACAAUAGCAAGGUUUCGCGGUACAAACAUUACGCCAUUAUCGUAUAUUCCUCAAUUGUACUCGUUCGUCAAUUCUGAUGGCUUAAACUCCCUGAAAAGCGUAGUGCCAAGAGCAUCUUUUGGAAUUCAUCCCAUAUGUCAACAGGAUACGACUAUCACAUCGAUAGGCACGUCAAGAAAGCAUCCAUUAUCUUUGGCAGGAACUGCCGAUGGUAACGUUGUUGUUUCCAACGUGGCAAGACGUUUAUUGACAGGCGUCAAAAACGGCUCCUCUGUUCAUUCUUCUCUGAGACUUUGGAAAUGGGAAUAUAGUGAUACCGAGAACAAAUACAGGCUGGAUAAUUCUUAUGAAAAAUAUGUUCUGGCUCUUAGUGAGGUGAGCGGAAUUAGAAUUGAUCCACAUGGCGUCAACAUUUCCUGCAUAAAAUGGAACGAAAGUUCCACUGGGGGUAAUUUUUAUGCAUUUGCAAACAACGCUGGCUUGUUGACGGUAGAGCAGCUUGGGAUCAAUUCAUGA